AUGUCAUUGUCUUCAUCUUCAAUUGUCGAAGGCACAGGUAUACUAUCACAGGAUCAAGUGCAGCGGUUGUCGCUCGAGCAGAUCCAAGAGCAAUUGAAAUUGCACCAGGAUGAAUUCUUCCACCAUUUGGUAAAUGAACAGCAGUUUGGUCAGCAUAUGGAUUUGAAGCUGAGUAGUCAAGGCCAAAACACGGGCUCUAGUUCCUCCUGGAGCUUCACACAGGGCCUCCUUCUUGGCCAAUUGAGUGUGUUUGUAGUCAUAGCUAUCUUUAUCAAAUUUUUCGUAUUCGCAGACCAGACCAAUAACGUCACACUGUCUAAGUCGAGCAAUAAGACUAGUAAAAAACCCAAAGAUUUAUCAGGAAUAAUAGUGAAACGUAAUAAGAAAGGUGGUAAGUCAAGAAGCUACAAAAAAGGUCUCGCCGUGGAUGGAAGCACUGACAACGAUGGAGAUGACUCUGAGUUUGGAGAUGACGCUGAUGAUUCCAAUUCGUUUUCCUCUAAGAUAUCUUCUAUACUUGAAAAGACAUACUACGAUGUAAACAACCACAAUCCUGAAUCUUUGGAUUGGUUCAACGUACUAGUUGCUCAAGUGAUUAGUCAAUUGAGAAGUGAAGCUUUGUUGUCGGACAAUAUCUACCACUCAUUGAACGACUUCUUGACGACUCUGUCCCUUCCAGAUUACUUGGAUACUAUCAAAUUGACUGAAAUUGAUGUUGGUGACGAUUUCCCCAUCUUUUCUAACUGUCGUAUUAUGCAUAGCAAAGAUGGUACUGGUAGACUAGAAGCUAAGAUAGAUGUGGAUCUUUCAGAUACCUUGACUUUGGGAAUUGAGACUAAACUUUUGUUGAAUCAUCCUAUGCCAUUGACUGCGGUAUUGCCGGUGCAACUCUCUGUCUCUAUAGUGAGAUUUUCAGGGUGCCUUACUGUCUCAUUAAUCAAUACGAAUGAUCAAGAAUUCAUUGACCUACAGGGAAAUUCUAACUCCAAAGGUAGUGCUACUAAUGAAACGCCGGCAGCGCCUAAUUCUUCCUCGCCACGUACUGCUGUAGAUCGGGGUGUUGCUGAUUCUAUUGAUACUUUAAGAAAUAUACCCGGCACAUCUUACUCAAGUGAUAUAUCACCUUCCCCAUCAACUCCAUUGAACCAAAUAACCGCAAGCGAGAGUGUAAAUCGGAAAAGCUCGAAAUUCACUACUAACAGCAGUGAUGAACCAGCGGGUACUGCUCUUAUGUUUCUGUUCUCUCCAGACUAUAGACUAGAAUUUACUGUUAAGUCUUUGAUAGGUGCAAGAGCAAAGCUUCAAGACGUUCCCAAGAUAUCUUCACUCAUAGACAGUAAAUUGAGGAGCUGGUUUAUCGAAAGAUGUAUAGAGCCAAGGUAUCAAGUGGUUAAGUUGCCAUCUCUUUGGCCCAGAAGUAAAAACACAAGAGAGCCAGUGAAUUCGAAUAAUAGCGCUGUAUCCAAUUCUACUACUAACGGUGCCAGCAAUAACGAUAACCCCUUAGAAUCUGAAAUACCCUCUAAAUAA
Dujonia railenensis is the source of this 1530-nucleotide messenger RNA. The record is from the annotation of a GenBank genome assembly. NCBI's taxonomy places the organism in Eukaryota, Fungi, Ascomycota, Pichiomycetes, Serinales, Debaryomycetaceae.